ACGUGUUGUAGAAAACACUGGGUUUCAUAAUUGAGGCCCAGUUGUUGCUCUAGAUAUAACAGAUGUAAGUCUGCUGUGUUCAAGAAUUAUUUCUUCCCAAGUAGCUGUAAUGAAGGGAGCAGACUCUCUAAUGAUAUUCCAAGAGUGAAGAGCUGGACAGGGGUGAGAGGCAGUAGGGCCGUUUAGCUGCUACUCAGAUGGACAAGAGAGCUUACUGUCCUUCUGUGAAGUGUGGGGUAAUUGAAGGAGAGUAUCACAGAUAUUGUGUAGCGGCUCACCUCAUCUGCAUUUUGUAAUGCGAAUAUCAAGGUGCACGAGCAGGGGUUGGACGACCUCAGGUACCAGGAAGGCCCAGCUCCAGCAAGCUCCACCUCCUGACAGUAGCCCAGACACAACUCUCCUGUCCUGGAAAGGGUGAAUUCAACACCAGCUGUUGUGUUUUACCCCAUGGUUGCCUUGUGCUGUGCUGUAAACAAAUACAGGCCUUGCUAUAAGUCUUAAAGGAGAGGCAGUUUAUUGAAAUUCAAAAAUAUAUUAAAUAACCAGAUAUCCAGGUUUAAUCUUAUCGACAGCUGCUAAGUUACCAUCUGAUGGCACUGGUUGCUUGAGUCCUAUCACUUAGCUGAACUUUAAAGAUGGUGUGGAACUUUAGUCCUGACUUGAAUAAACAUUUCUGUUCAAAAACUUAAUAAAGUCCAGAGUUUUCUCUCUGUGCUUUUGCCUGCUUUGCAGCUCUUGUGUGAAACUAAUAAAUGAAAUUGAAAUGGGUUUUUCUGUGUGGCUCUGGGCUAUAAGACUCAUCAGACCUGAUGGUAUAUAGGAAUGUCUUGAAAUAAUAACUCAUAUUUUUAGAGAAAGUGGAGGAAUGUACAUGACUGACACAGAUGGCCUUCCUUUGUAUCAUCUUCAAAGAAGCUCUUCUUUAUUAUUUUUCUUGUGGCCAAAUAAGAGGUAAAACUUAAUCUAGAGAAAUCCUAGUCUCCCAAUCAUUUUUAUAAACUCAUAGUUGUUGGUUUGGGUUUUUUCCUCUGGUCACAGUCUGCUUACUGUAUUUGCUGAACUUAGGGAAACUGGUGAACGCUCUUUAGCUUGCAUGGAGUGGGUAUGUAUGAGAAGAGUGGAUUUUCCAGCUGAAGCAUGCUUGACAUUCAUUACAGCCUUCUUUUUCCCCCCUUUUUUUUAAAGCCUCUCAGAUCUAAGUUUCCAAAUGUAUUCUCCUUGCAGUGUUGCAGGAGCACAGACUGCCUCUUGAGUUUCCUGUGGUUGCGUUUCCCUUGUUUUGGUGUGGCAGCUCCAAUCUCAGUCACUCCUCCUUUCUCCUGUGAAAAAUACAUAUGUUUGGUGGUACAUGAUCGCCCUGUGUUUGAUACACUCUUAUUCUGUAUAAUACUUGUAUAAUUCUGUUGUGUGUUGAACUUGUGACAAGUGACUAAUAAAGAAUUUUGGACAGCAGUCACUUCUGUGCAUUGAUAGUGCCACAUUAGUGAGAGAGCUAAGGAAUUUUAUUUCAAAGGUGUCUGUAAUGCUCAGUGAAAAGGAUGUUAGUAGUUUCAUGGGUUUAAGACAUUACCUACUUUUCUGAGUGGUGUUUGCUGAAAAACUGUUGCCUUCUGGCAAAAGUUACAACAGUAUAUAUUUUCAUUCAAUCCUGCUGAAGGGAAAAGAGGGAGACCAGAUGGAUGAAGAUAAUAUCCUGAAUCCCAUUCAGUUAUUAAGGCAGCUAUGUAAAGUCCUGCCACAGUCGCACUAAAGGAUUCAGCUUUUAUGGAUCUGUCUUACCCUGACAGCUCCCACACACCAGCAUCUCACCUGCAGCUUGGUUGCAGACAUAGAUUCUAGUGAAGGCAAGGCAAGGCUAAUCAUAGUCAUGGCAAUGGUUUUGGGAAAUAACAUUUAUCGUUUGUGUUACAACCUACUUGGGAGAGUACUGUGUUCAGUAAAUAGGUGAUACACAUUAAGGCUCUUCUCAGGAGGUUUUCAUCUUUCCCUGGCACAUCAAGAAAAUGCAGGACUUACUUUAGCCUUGGAUCUUACUAUCUGUAAUUAAAUGCUUAAAUCUGUAGUGUAUCUGCCUAAACAGGUGACUAAAUUGAUUCCAUCUGAAGUAUUUAAAGCCACUGAGCCGAGAGGAGGACUUCAUUAUGUAUCUCUUCCCUGACACAGACCACAUGGAUAUUAAUGUUUUCUUUUUUCAUUUGCUUUUCAAAGGAGGAUCUCCAAGCUUUCAGAAUGUAAACAUCCCAGAGAUAGAGAACUGAGCCUUCAACUCCAGCUUUUAUCUGAAUGUCCAACAUCAGCAGCUCUAUAGAUGUAAUCAGACUGGGAAAUGAGACUGUUUUUCUGAUUUUGACUGUAGAUUUCUUUAGACUGUGUGGUGCCCAAGCCUUAAAUAUGCAGUUUUUGGGGAACCAGAGCAGGGGAAUGAUCAGGGAAGUUUUGCUCUUUCUUUUAUCUGCAUAUACAUAGCUCAGUUCCUGCUCUCUUUAGGGAGAGAGCAGGACACAUUUAGACACAUUUUGACCAUGUUUAACAUUAGGAAGCUAAAUGUCCACGUGCUGCUGAUGCAGAAGGGAGACCAAGGGCACCUUAAGUACCUGGAGUCCCACAAGUGCAGGAAAUUGUUUGGUAUAUCUAGAUGAUUCUUGUAAGUUUACUGUGUUGCAGAAAGUGGUGUUGGUUCCUUUCAGAUACUCCAGUUUGAUGUGAAGAAGAUCCAUCCUAAUCCCACAGAUGGAGACUGGAUAUUUCCAUCUGCCCCAUGGGGAUUACUUCAUUGAGCCCAUUAAAGAGCAUCCACAGAAGAAGGGAGCACCCCAUCCCCAUAUUAUCUAUGGUGCAAAUAACCUUCAAAAUGCUUUAAGGAGAAGACGGGCCAUCCCGAUGGAAAAGGAACGAGCAUGUGGACUGAAUGAUACCUAUAGCUUUUUCAAACAGCAGCAGCAUCGGAGGGAGAGAUGGGAACAAAAUCACCCAGCUGCCAGGAAGGUUUCUCGGCGCUCUGUCAGCAAGGAGCGAUGGGUGGAGACACUUGUGGUGGCAGACAGCAAAAUGGUUGAAUAUCAUGGAAGUGACCAUGUGGAGUCAUAUAUCCUCACUAUAAUGAAUAUGGUCACAGGGUUGUUCCAUGAUCCAAGCAUUGGCAAUGCAAUUCACAUUGUGCUGGUCCGGCUCAUCCUCUUUGAGGAGGUGGAGCAAGGCUUGAAGAUAGUGCACCAUGCUGAUAAGACAUUAGCCAGCUUCUGCAAGUGGCAGAAGAGUGUCAAUCCCAAGAGUGAUGUCAACCCCACCCACCAUGAUGUGGCUGUCCUUCUUACCAGAAAGGACAUUUGUGCUGGCAUGAACCGUCCCUGUGAAACCUUAGGCUUGUCUCACCUGUCAGGCAUGUGUCAGCCUCACAGGAGCUGCAACAUCAAUGAGGACUCUGGCCUCCCCUUGGCUUUCACUAUUGCUCAUGAACUUGGACACAGUUUUGGAAUCCAGCAUGAUGGAAAGGAGAACGACUGUGAGCCUGCUGGAAAGCGCCCGUAUAUUAUGUCUCGACAGUUGCAGUAUGAUCCUACUCCCCUCACCUGGUCCCAGUGCAGCAAGGAGUACAUCACACGGUUCCUAGAUCGUGGGUGGGGAUUCUGUCUGGAUGACAUCCCCCAAAAAGAAGUUCCAAAGUCCCCAAUCAUUGCUCCUGGAGUGAUUUAUGAUGUGCACCACCAAUGCCAGCUUCAGUAUGGUUCCAAUGCUACGUUCUGUGAAGAUGUGGAUAACCUUUGCCAGACCCUCUGGUGCUCAGUGAAAGGCUCCUGCCGCUCCAAACUGGAUGCAGCUGCGGAUGGCACUCGGUGUGGAGAAAACAAGUGGUGCUUCUCUGGUGAGUGCAUUACAGUGGGGAAGACUCCUGAAGCAAUCCACGGCGAGUGGGGCGUUUGGUCGUCCUGGUCCCAUUGCACAAGGACAUGUGGGGCAGGAGUUCAAAGCGCAGAGAGGCUGUGUGAUAAUCCAGAACCCCAGUUUGGAGGAGACUACUGCACUGGAGAGAGGAAACGCUAUCGCAUGUGUAACAUCAGCCCCUGUCACAAAGAGUUGCCAACCUUCCGUCAGAUGCAGUGCAGUGAAUUUGAUACAGUUCCUUACCAGAAUGAAUUCUACCACUGGGUUCCUGUUUAUAACACAGCAAACCCCUGUGAGCUCCACUGCCGCCCAGUAGAUGGCCAUUUUUCAGAGAAGAUGCUUGAUGCAGUCACUGAUGGCACUCCUUGCUUUGAAGGAAGGCACAGCCGAGAUAUCUGUAUUAAUGGCAUGUGUAAGGCUGUUGGCUGUGAUUAUGAGAUAAAUUCCAACGCAACAGAAGACCAGUGUGGAGUGUGCCUGGGAGAUGGCUCUGCUUGUCAUACAGUGAAGAUGAUGUUUAAUCAAAGUGAAGGAUUUGGAUAUGUUGAUAUUGGCCUAAUUCCAAAAGGUGCAAGGGGAAUCAAAGUCAUGGAAGUUACAGAAUCAGGAAAUUUCCUUGCUGUGCGAAGCAAAGACCCAGAAAAAUACUACCUGAAUGGAGGCUUUAUCAUCCAGUGGAAUGGUGAAUACAAAGUGGCAGGCACAAUAUUUCAGUAUGACAGAACAGGGGAUCUAGAAAAUCUGACUGCUCCAGGACCCACCAAUGAAUCAAUAUGGAUUCAGCUGCUUUUUCAAGAAACUAACCCUGGAAUUGAGUAUGAAUACACUGUACGCAAAGAAGAAAGUAAUGAGAAUGAGAUUGGAGAGCCAGAAUAUUUUUGGCAAUAUGGAGAGUGGACAGCCUGCAGUGUUACCUGUGGAAGAGGGCUGCGGCGGCAGAUCUCACACUGCGUGCGGAGGGGAAGCGGACCCGUCAAAAGCUCCUUCUGUGACCCAGCAACGCAGCCGAAUGGGCGGCAGAAGAAGUGCCAUGAGCAGGACUGCCCGCCCAGGUGGUGGGCAGGGGAGUGGCAGAAAUGUUCAACCACAUGUGGCCCAACAGGCCAGAAGAAGAGAACUGUACUUUGCAUCCAGACAGUGGGAUCUGAUGAGCAAGCACUGGAUGUCAUGGAGUGCCAGCACCUGCUUAAACCAAAGACCCAUCUGUCAUGCAACAGGGAUAUCUUGUGCCCAUCUGACUGGACAGUGAGCAACUGGACUGAGUGCACAGUCACUUGUGGUGGUGGAAUAAGGACUCGUAAUGUCACUUGUGCCAAAAAUAAUGAUGAGCCGUGUGAUAGUUCCAAGAGACCAAACUCUAAGGCCCUGUGUGGUCUUCAGCAAUGCCCUUCUGCUGGAAGAUUUCUGAUUCCCCCACAGGCACCCAGAAGGGGGAAGAUCAUAAUCAGAAAAACAACUGCCAACCCUAAACGGAGUCUUCCUCCCAGAAUACCUGGACCAAACCCCAGGUUCCAUGCAACAACAAAAAUACCCAAGCAUGAAAGUGCAACUCCCUGUUUGCCUACGUCCUCUGGUUUGGUCAAUGUCUCAGGAAAAGAGGGAGCAGCUAACAGGACAUUACAAAGCAAUUUUACUGAAUCAAGUGAUGUUUACAAUUACCCAGUUGUUUCUACUGAAAAUAGCUCAUAUCAAAAUAGUACUUCAUGGCCUUAUCAUCAUAACAGCUUAAGUACUGAAAUUAUAAGGCAUGCUGAAAAUACUUCUAAAAGUGAGCCAGUUUCUACUGCAGAGAGUGAGAUGCAAAGAAGUGAGGAUGCUCCUGUUUCCUCUUUUACCAGUAAUCCAGAAAUAACUUCCAGCUAUGAUUACUUAACUGAGGAAUCUGACAACACUGAUGGGCCGCUUGGAGUCAGCAAGAAAGCAGCUGAUCUCUUUUACAGCACUGAACUCAAUCCUGAAAUCAGGACCAGAAGCACAGCCUUGGACACUGCCUCUCCUGUCACUCAGACCCCACCAGCAUCUCAUCACCGAGACCUUUCUGUGCUCAGUCCUGUUGGCAGAGCUGCACCAGGGCUGGCAUUUCCAACAGCAGCAAAUGAUGUCAGUCUGCAAGUUGAUGUGCCUGUUGUAGAGGUAACAACGCCACAAGCACUGGUUACAGAAAUGCCCGCAGAGCUUGGUCGUGCACCAAGAGACCAGACUGACAGCAGAGAAGAAAUAAAGCUGCCUGACACCAUAACCUCUAGCACACAAUCCUCAGCUCCCAAGCAUGCUCUGAGCAGCCAAAGUGCAGCAUCUGAGAGUGUUUUAAUGAAUGUCACAGACAACAGUCAUGUGAUAACAUCCAACAGUUUGCCCAGUGAUGCCUACUGGAUAGUAGGCAAUUGGAGUGAGUGCUCUACGACCUGUGGAAUGGGGGCUUUCUGGAGACAUGUGGAGUGCAGCAGCAGGAACACAUCUGACUGUCAGAACAUGAAAAAGCCUGACCCUGCAAGGAGAUGUUAUCUCCGCCCAUGUGCUAGCUGGAAAACAGGAAAUUGGAGCAAGUGCUCUGUGAACUGCAGCGGAGGCUUCAAGACCCGAGACGUUCACUGCAUUGAUGUUGGGGAAAAGCGGCUGCUCAGGCCUUUCCAUUGCCAGUUACAUGGCUAUAAACCACAGCUCAGCACUAGUUGUAACACAGAACCUUGCUUGCAAUGGCAUGUGGAGCCCUGGAGUGAGUGUUCGAGGACGUGUGGUGGUGGCCAGCAGGAGCGGCGCAUCUCCUGCCCGCGGGAAGGGCGCUGUGACUGGGCCAAGAGACCUGAUGCCACUGCAUCGUGUAACAGGCAGCCUUGCACUCAGUGGACACACCAGGCCUGGAGCCCGUGUGCUGUUUCUUGUGGAGGGGGCAUUCAGCAGAGAACUGUGAAAUGCAUGAAUACAGAAACUAAUGAAACUGAAGAUGACAGUAUGUGUGUGGAUAAAGCCAAGCCCACAAAAUACCAGAAAUGCAAUCUGCAAGAGUGCAGGAAAAAUACAGGGCUGCCCUGCAGCAAAGACCAGCUGUCUGUUCACUUCUGCCAGAGGCUGAAAGGCAUUGGCAAGUGCUUGCUGCCAUCAAUACAGACUCAGUGCUGCUUCACGUGUAGUCAGCCCCGAAUUCGGAACAAAGCAAGACAUGGGGAUCAGCGAGGCUUCAAACAACAAAAUUACACUAAAUCUAGAAGAAAACCACCUCAAAACUAAGAAAACAACAACCAAGCAGCUUGGCACUAGCUGGUUUUUUUUCUUGUUUCCUUGAAUAGAGCUUCUGUUUACAAGUUUUACGUUCCUUAUUUUUUUCUGAAAAUUUUCCAUUCAGCAUAAAUGGAAAUCUGUGAUCAAAACUGGGAAAGCACAUCACCUAGGGUUAUCAGUCGUAAUUUACUGCUUCCAUUUUCUCUUCGUAAUAGUCCAAAAUUUGUAAUGUAAUUUUCAGUGUACCAGCAGCUAGUAAUACUUAGGCAUGCAUAGGCACUAGAGACAGGCUUGCAAGAAUUUUCUGAUUUUUUGUAAUGAAUACUUAACUUGUUCUUCCAUCUCUUUUCCAAAACCCACUUGAAACACCAGCACUGCCUACUCAAGGGUGCUUAGUGAAGGUGGCCCUUGGGGCAACAGAUGCAUACCUGUGCCAUGAGUCAGUUCUCUUUAUGCUCUCCUGCCUUUCUUUUUUACGAGUCAAGGUGAAGUGGCAGUGUUUCUCUGAAUUCAUUGCUCGCUUAAUAAACUUAAAAGCAGAGUUUUGUAAUAUCUGAUUAUGAUAGGCAGGAUGAAUUGAGAAUUGUUUUUUUCAGGAGAAGAAAAAUCCUUGCUUAGUACUUGACUGAGCCUGUAAAGGAUACCUCAGCCAUAGCCUGUUCUUGACAGUUUUCUUCAGCUACAAAUGUCUUCCUGUAACCUGAAAAGCCCAUGAAAUGUGGGAUUUUAAGUUCCCAAAUAUGUUUUAAGCAGCAUUUCUUGGUACUACAAAAGCCAAGACGUUUGCAUCUACCACGUUAACAGUCAUAGACUCAUUUAGGUUGAAAAAGACCUUUAAGAUCAAUAAUUCCAACCUCUAGCCCAGCGCUGCCAAGUUCGCCACUAAACCACGUCCCUAAGUGCCAUACCUACAUGUCUUUUUUACACAUUUAGGGGAGAAACCAGCAAUAUCUUUUAGACAGUUUUAUACAUUCCAUCUGAUAGAACAGAUGAACAAUUACAGUAUAAAGAAAAAUUUGUUUUUUCAGAUCUUUAGCUAGACAGGCAGCAACAUUCUUAUGUAUCAUCUGUAGUUACUCUCCAUUUAAAAUUAACUAUCCAAGGCCAUUUGAAAUUAGAUAAGGCAACCAGCUCAAGACUAUUGCCAGUCUCUAUAGCUGCAGGUAUUCAGACACAAAUGACACAUGUCAGCAGGACAUAAAAAGCUGUCAGGAAAUUGAUGGAGCAUAAAGGUUGUACCAGCUUGUUCUGCAGCAAAAAUUUAACCUCACAAUUUACCCUUUGGAAAGGGUGGUGUUCUCUCUCUCUUGACUUCUCACUUCCACCAGUUUUAUGUUAGUGGUCAGCUCCAUUUAGUUCAAGAGUGUUACAGCUGCUGAACAGAGCAACCAGGAACCUUCACUGUAAUGGUUUCCUCUCAUUACAGUAUGAAGAGUAAAGGAGUCAUAGAGUGAGAAAGCAAAAGACUUCUAAGCUGAUGUAGGUAAGGACAAUUGGAAGUUGAGUCUUCUGCAUUUCAAAACUGAAAUCUUUCUGUUCUUUGACAAAUGAAAAAGAAAGGAAAGAGCUGGCCCAGCUAAACCGUUAACUGGCCCAGUUAACUUAUGUGAUGGAAUUCAGCUUUACAGACUUAUACCUUUCCUGCACCUUCAAAUGUGGCAUGCAGGCAUUUCAGCUGGAAAUUAGCCAUACUACAUUUUGAAAUCAAUUUUACACCAUCAGCAUAAAGGCCAGCUAGCAACUGGAAACUCUGUAGUUCACACAGAUGUUCAGUGAUAGAGCUGUCAUUUCAUCCAGUAUCUCCCGGUAGAGCAUAAGCCCAUAUUCACAAGAGCAUUCUACCACCUCACUCACAGCAGACUUUUCCCACAGUGUAAAUCCAUAAUCAUAAUGGAACUGAGGGCUGCUGGGACAGCUAUAUGAGGCCCAGGGUAGUAUCUGCAUACCUCAGGCCUCAGGCAUGAGGGCACCUCUAGUCAAGUUUUGCUGGUGGAGAAAAUGCCAAAACAAACUUCAGGGAGCCAAGACCAGACCUUUUGAACAAAGCUGGGCAUUUUGAAAAGAGCUGGACAAGAGCAGACUUUUAGAUGUCUUUGGAAUUCAGUAGGAUUUAGACACCUUGGUUCUUUUGGCUUUUUUGAAAAAUCUCAGAUUUGCACCCUGCUUACGUUACAGUUUCAGAUUGUAGUACAGGGACAUGCACAUUCUAUGCAGUAUACAGUGAGACACAUAGUCAUGAAUCCAAGUGUCACUGUGGUUACAGAACUGUGACUAACAGUAGCUUUUUUUCUAGACAGACAUUUAUGAAAGUUAAUAGGAGUCUUUCAGCCUGGUUAUAAUGUAUUAACCUAGUGAUGGCCGAGUCAAAUUGUCGUUUUUCAAAGGUUUGUGUCCUUUGGCUAAGGACUUACUUCUUCACUUGAAGUCUCUGGGAGUUCAAAAUAUGCGACAUGGUAAGGUUAGAUUUAUUAACCUCUGUGAUGGCAAUAUAACCCCAGUUUUAGGUGCUGAUAAAACAAAAUCCACUGUAAAAAGUGUGGUGCUAGGGUAACAGACAUGGGGAUGACUUGCAAUGGUGCAUGUGUGUGCAUGCACACACUUUUGCAAUAAUAUAUGUCUGUGGUGUUGCUGGCCAAUGCCGGACAUGAUGCUUUUUAAGUUUCACACUUUGCUUCUCUCCUUCUGGGGACCCUUUGAGCAAUAGAAACCUGGGCAGUUCUUACUCCUCUGGACACAGAAGUAUUGAAUCAUGUGCAGGAGCAGAGGUGUCGUGCCUGAUUCAGGAAAGAUUUGGGCAGGGCUCGGGCUGGUGGUGUAGAGCAGUUCCCUGACAGUCACACAGCCUGGACUGGUGGGCACUGCAGGUGCGCCUCACAUUCCCAAAAGCAUUCUAUAGGAUUUGGGCGGGACAAAGUUCCAGGUCAGAUUACUCUGUGCAUAGAGGUACCUGCAUAACAUUUUAUCCACAGAGGUCAGCAGAAGGAGGCCACCAGAUAUCUGGGCUAAUGAGAAAGGAGCUGACUGAGUGGAUGUGGUACAGGUUGGAGGAAAAUGCCUACUGGAGUUGUCCUUUCCAGUGCUCCUUAGGGCUAGUAUGGAGUUAAACCAUUUCUGCCUUAAUUGUUUUCUUCAGGGAGCUGUUAUUUCAUUUGAAAUGAAUAAAAAGUGAAUGAAUUGUAUUAUGGAUAUUAGUCAGAUUAAUCAUUCUACCCAGGGAAAUGCAGUCAUUACUGUUUCUUAGCUUAAAACUUCAGGAAAAAUACUGUGACAGUAUGAACUGUUUUAACAGAGCAGUGUCACUGCUGUUAUGACACAACUGUUCUUAAGUAAAGAUGGAUUUAUGAUCUGAACCCAGAUGGUCAUUAGUCUCAAAACUGAAUUGAAUACUAACUGCAGAGGUGUAUUUUCAUUAUAUUAUCAUAUUAGCCCAAGACACAUCAGCUUCAACAGAUUGCUCAGGAAAAAAUGUGUAUUUGUCACAUUCACAGCUUGUUCUAACCUUUCAAGGUUUAAAAAGCAAACUAUGAUGACAUAUUUGUUUCAAGCUUCAAUAAA
Molecule: messenger RNA, 10656 nt
Organism: Motacilla alba alba
Lineage: Eukaryota; Metazoa; Chordata; Aves; Passeriformes; Motacillidae
Gene: ADAMTS12
Product: ADAM metallopeptidase with thrombospondin type 1 motif 12
Exons: 23
Coding region: 2731-7110 (1459 amino acids)
Biological process (GO): extracellular matrix organization; proteolysis
Cellular component (GO): extracellular matrix
Molecular function (GO): metalloendopeptidase activity
Source: RefSeq, a predicted model, not a curated record